CUAAGCUUCAUUACUAGGUAUAGGCUCUUAUUUUGAAGGUGAACCCAAACAAACAGAUGGUUUGUACAUCAAUACAUGAUCGUUCAGAGUCUGAUCUUGUUGGAAAAACUUAAUUUACUGGUUGUUUAAGAUAAAUUUGGGCCCCGUAUAUUUUUUUAUACUGGUGGUAUAUUAAUACUGGUGCAUAUAGGUGGAAAAUAUCAUUUAGAAACAAAUAAUCUGACCGUAUAGAUCAUACAUUUAACUUCAUAUCAACGUCUGUCACGCACCUGCGCGUGCGUGCGUCAUCUUAACGCCAUGGAAACAACGAUGACGCGCAGCCGAACUCCUAUAAAAGACCUGCUGCUCUUUCGACUGUCAUUCUGCACUUGGAUUUGGAGCUGAGCUGUUAGAGAAACUGGGAGCUGGACUCUGGAGAUUUGAAACGCUGGAAAGCAUCUGAAGAAUGGACCUUGUUGAAGAACAAACUCGGUGGAUUAGUGACAGAAGAAGAAGAAAACCGACCCGCUGGACAAACGGAUCAGACAGAAGAGCAGCUGCUGUUUGGAGGCCUGACAGACCUGGAGAGUCAGCACACAGGUCUCCUGAUGUGAUUGUGGACCUUCCCACCUCUGAGACGACAGAAAAGUGGCCUUUGAAUGCUGUUCUGUACACGUUUUAUAAAAUGCACUAUUUUUUUUGUUCUUAUUCUUUGCCUUGUCUUCUCUUUUAUUGUCCUUCUUUCAUCAUGUUUUCUGCCUUCUUCCUCUCCUACUACUCUUCUUCUUGUCUGUUUUCUAAUCCUUCUUCUUCCUCCCUCUCCUCCUUUUUCUCCCCCUCUCGUCAUCUCAUCCCUUUCCUUCCAUUGUUUUGUCCUCCUCUUUCCCCCUUCCUUCUGCUUCUACUGCCUCCAGUUUUUUUCUCCAUUUUCUUCUCCUCUUCUGUCUUUUUCCCCUUCCUUUGCCUCCAUUCUGCUUUUUCCUUCAUGUUCUCUUCCUUUCUCUUAACUACUUUUUCUUCUUCACCUUCUUCUCUCCCUCGUUCCACUCAUUAUUCUUUCGAUUCCUUCUUUACCUCCAUCUUCUUUUCCUUCUCCUUCUGUCAUCUUCAUCAUCUCUUCAUCCCUCUACUUCUUGUUUUCCUUUAUCCUUUUCUCCACCUCCUUCACUUCCUCCUUCUUCCUCCUUUCUUUUUCUUUUUCUCCUCUUCCUAUUCUGUCAUCUUCUUAGCCUUUUCUCUUCUUCUGUCUUCUUGUCCUUCUUUCUCCUCCCGUCAUUUUCCUCUUCUUCUUUCAUCUCCUCUUCCCUCCACCCUUGUUCUCCUUCUCCCUUCUCUAUUACUCCUCCUUCCAUCUUUCUCUUCUUUCUCCUCUUCCUUCAGUCUUUGUCUCCUUCUUUCUCCUCCACUGUUUUUGUUUUUGUUUCUUUGUCAUUUUCAUUUUUCUCAUUCUUUUAUUCUCCUCCUCGCUUCAUUGUCUCCUUACACAACUUCCUUUACUCCUUGUUCUUGCAUUUUCUUUCUGUCCUUCAUUCUUUUGUUCUUCUUCUCCUUCUUUUUGUCACUCUUGUCUUCUCCUCGUCCUUCUUUUUCCUCUAUUUUCUUCACAUUUUACUUCCUGUUCUACUUAUUCUUUUUAAUUUCUUCCUCUAUUACUCCUUGUUCCCCCUCUUUCUACUCUUCCUCACUCUAUUGUUUUGUCUCCUCCUUCUCUUGUCUUCCUUCUCCUUCUGUCUUGUCAUUUUCUUAUCCCAUCUUCCUAUUUUGUUACUCCUUCUUCCUCUCCUUUUUUCUUCUUCUCUUCCCCUUUCUUCUUGAGUUGUCCUCCUCCUUUCUCUCCUAG
Molecule: messenger RNA, 1819 nt
Organism: Amphiprion ocellaris (clown anemonefish)
Lineage: Eukaryota; Metazoa; Chordata; Actinopteri; Pomacentridae
Exons: 2
Coding region: 446-1819 (457 amino acids)
Source: RefSeq, a predicted model, not a curated record